UGACGAGGGUCCAAAGAGUAUAAAUUGCCCCACCCAGGAAAAAUGUUACACAUUUCUCACAAUAGACACAUAAAGGUCUCUGCGUGAGAACUGUCUAUAAAUACAUUUUUUUUCCCUAAUCCGUAGACAGCAUUUUUUACGGACCAUCGUAAUCAUGCGUGAGUGCAUCUCCAUCCAUGUGGGCCAAGCCGGUGUGCAGAUUGGCAAUGCAUGCUGGGAGCUCUACUGCCUGGAACAUGGGAUCCAGCCGGACGGCCAGAUGCCCAGUGACAAGACCAUCGGAGGAGGGGAUGAUUCCUUCAACACCUUCUUCAGUGAGACUGGAGCUGGGAAGCAUGUUCCCAGGGCUGUGUUUGUAGAUCUGGAGCCUACAGUUAUUGAUGAGGUACGCUCUGGGACCUACCGUCAGCUGUUCCACCCUGAACAGCUCAUCACUGGCAAAGAAGAUGCUGCCAACAACUAUGCCCGUGGGCACUACACCAUUGGCAAAGAGAUCAUCGACCUGGUGCUGGACAGGAUCCGCAAGCUGGCUGACCAGUGCACAGGCCUUCAGGGUUUCCUGGUCUUCCACAGCUUUGGAGGUGGUACCGGUUCUGGUUUCACCUCCCUGCUGAUGGAACGCCUGUCAGUUGACUAUGGCAAGAAAUCCAAGCUGGAGUUCUCCAUCUAUCCAGCUCCCCAGGUGUCCACAGCUGUGGUAGAGCCUUACAACUCCAUCCUGACCACCCACACCACCCUGGAGCACUCUGAUUGUGCUUUCAUGGUGGACAAUGAGGCCAUCUAUGACAUCUGCCGUAGGAACCUCGAUAUUGAGCGCCCCUCUUACACCAACCUCAACAGGCUCAUUGGCCAAAUUGUAUCCUCCAUCACAGCCUCCCUUCGAUUUGAUGGUGCCCUGAAUGUUGACCUGACAGAGUUUCAGACCAACUUGGUGCCUUAUCCUCGUAUCCACUUCCCUCUAGCUACAUAUGCCCCAGUCAUUUCUGCAGAGAAGGCCUACCAUGAGCAGUUAACUGUAGCCGAGAUCACCAAUGCCUGCUUUGAGCCGGCCAAUCAGAUGGUCAAAUGUGACCCCCGUCAUGGCAAGUACAUGUUCUCUGAGGCCAGGGAAGACAUGGCAGCUCUAGAGAAGGAUUAUGAAGAGGUGGGAGCUGAUAGCAUGGAAGGAGAAGAGGAAGGAGAAGAGUACUAAGGGUCACUUCCCAAUAAAUUUCUCGUUGUCAUUCCUCAUAUUCUCACCCUGCUCCUAAAACAGGCUUAACUUAAAACUUCGUUCCAUUCUGUACUUUGAACACUAACGCAAUAAAUGUGAAUUUCAAACGAAA
Paramormyrops kingsleyae is the source of this 1325-nucleotide messenger RNA. The record is from RefSeq and is a predicted model, not a curated record. Lineage: Eukaryota; Metazoa; Chordata; Actinopteri; Osteoglossiformes; Mormyridae.